AUGCCGGCCUAUUUCCAGCGCCCGGAGAACGCCCUAAAAAGAGCCAACGAGUUCUUGGAAGUUGGGAAGAAGCAGCCAGCAUUGGACGUUUUGUACGACGUGAUAAAGAGCAAGAAGCACCGAACAUGGCAGAAGAUCCACGAACCGAUUAUGCUGAAGUACCUGGAGCUGUGUGUGGACCUCCGCAAGAGCCACCUGGCCAAGGAGGGUCUCUACCAGUACAAGAACAUCUGCCAGCAGGUUAACAUCAAGUCUCUGGAAGAUGUGGUUCGCGCCUACCUGAAGUUGGCGGAGGAAAGAACUGAGGCCGCUAAGGAGUCCUCCCAGCAGAUGGUUUUGGAUAUUGAGGAUCUGGAUAACAUUCAGACUCCGGAAAGUGUCCUCCUGAGCGCUGUGAGUGGAGAAGACACUCAGGACCGAACGGACCGGCUGCUUCUUACACCAUGGGUGAAGUUUCUCUGGGAAUCGUACAGACAAUGUCUGGAUCUUCUACGAAACAACUCCAAGGUGGAGCGCCUGUACCAUGACAUCGCCCAGCAAGCCUUCAGGUUCUGCUUGCUGUACACCAGGAAGGCCGAGUUCAGGAAGCUAUGUGACAAUUUGAGGAUGCAUUUGGGUCAGAUUCAGCGCCAUCACAAUCAGAGCACCGCCAUCAAUCUGAACAAUCCCGAAAGUCAGUCCAUGCACCUGGAAACCCGCUUGGUCCAGCUGGACAGCGCCAUCAGCAUGGAGCUCUGGCAGGAAGCCUUUAAAGCUGUUGAGGACAUUCAUGGUCUGUUCGCCUUGUCUAAGAAGCCGCCGAAGCCCCAGCUUAUGUCAAAUUACUACAACAAGGUCUCAACGGUGUUCUGGAAGUCGGGGAACGCCUUGUUUCAUGCCUCUACCCUACAUCGCCUUUACCAUCUGUCCAGAGAGAUGAGGAAGAAUCUGACCCAGGAGGAGAAUCAGAGGAUGUCCACCAGAGUCCUACUGGCCACUCUUUCCAUUCCCAUAACCCCGGAACGCACAGAUAUCGCCCGCCUUCUGGACAUGGAUGGCAUUAUUGUGGAGAAGCAGAGACGCUUGGCGACCUUGCUGGGGCUGACAUCACCACCCACUCGUGUUGGCCUUAUUAAUGACAUGGUCCGGUUUAAUGCGCUCCAACAUGUGGUUCCGGAGGUGAAGGAGCUUUACAACUGGCUGGAAGUGGAUUUUCACCCUCUAAAGCUUUGUACCCGUGUCACUAAGGUCCUGGACUGGGUGAAGGAACAGGCCGAGAAGGAGCCAGAACUUCAGCAGUACGUUCUGCAGCUACAAAACAACACCAUCCUCCGUCUGCUGCAGCAGGUGGCUCAGAUAUAUCAAAGCAUCGAGUUCUCACGUCUUGCCACGCUGGUCCCUUUCGUUGAUGGCUUUAUGCUGGAAAGAGCCAUUGUUGAUGCCGCUCGUCACUGUGAUCUUCAGGUCCGGAUAGAUCAUUCAUCGCGUACGCUGAGCUUUGGCUCAGACCUGAAUUACUCUGCGCGGGAGGACGCCCCGGUGGGACCUUACCUGCAGAACAUGCCAUCUGAACAUAUUCGGAACCAACUGACAGCGAUGUCCACUGUGUUAUCCAAGGCGGUGUCCGCCAUUAAGCCUGCCCAUAUCGUGCAAGAAAAGGAAGAGCAAGAGCAGUUGGCCAUAACCGCUUUCCUGAAGAACUCAAGAAAGGAACACCAACGUAUCCUGGCCCGUCGGCAGACUAUCGAAGAGCGCAAGGAGCGCCUGGAGAAUCUAAAUAUCCAGAGAGAGAAAGAAGAGCUAGAGCUGAAAGAGGCUGAAUUGCAGAAAGUGCGCAAGGCGGAGGAGGAGAGACUGCGUCUAGAGGCCAAAGAGCGUGAAAAAGAACGAAUCCUGCAGGAACACGAGCUGAUCAAGAAGAAGACUGUGCGUGAGCGACUUGAGCAGAUUAAGAAGACGGAGCUGGGAGCCAAAGCUUUCAAAGACAUCGAUAUAGAGAACCUGGAGGAGCUGGAUCCAGACUUCAUCAUGGCCAAACAAGUGGAGCAGCUAGAGAAGGAGAAGAGAGAACUACAGGAGCGCCUGAAGAACCAGGAAAAGAAGAUCGACCAUUUUGAGAGAGCCAAACGGCUGGAAGAAAUUCCUCUCAUUAAGAAGGCCUAUGAGGAGCAGAGGAUCAACGACAUGGAGUUGUGGGAGCAACAGGAAACGGAACGAAUUAAGAAUCUGUUGCUGGAGCGGGAGAAGGCAGUGGAGCACAAGAAUAGGAUGUCCAGGAUGUUGGAAGACCGAGAUCUCUUUGUGUCAAAACUGAAGGCUGCCCGUGUCUCGGUGUAUGAGGAGAAGCUCAAACAGUUCCAGGAUCGACUAGAAGAGGAAAGAAGAACUCGCUUGGAGGAACGCAAGAGGCAGCGCAAGGAAGAGAGACGUACCUCCUAUUACAGAAACAAGGAGGAAGAGGAGCAAAUGAAGCAAGAGGAGGAGAUAAAGAAAGAGCGAGAGGAAAGAGACCGGGCUGAGAACGAAAAGAGAGAAGCAGAGCAACAGGAAUAUCAAGAACGCGUUAGGAAAUUAGAGGAACAAGAACGCAAGAAACGGCAAAGAGAACUAGAGAUCGAAGAACGAGAGCGUCGCCGUGAGGAGGAACGACGUGGGGGCGAUGACUCCUUUAGAAAGGAAUCACGCUGGGGUGAUAGAGAGGAAGGUGGAAGCGCCUGGAGACGUGGAGAGGCUCCAGAUGAACCGAAAGUACCUGACAGGGAUUGGCGUCGGCCAGGACAAGAUAUUGAAAAGCCAGCCAAGAAAGAGGCUGAAGUUAUUCCAGAUGAAGGUCCACGUGUGAGAAAGGAAGCAGAGCCCCUCGUAGAUGAUGAUCGCGCGCCUGUUCGUCCAGGCCUGACAGAAGAUAGAGGCCCCAAACGUGAUUUAGAUGAGGGCAAGACAUCAUGGCGCGCUGCAGAAGAGGAUCGUGGACCUAAAAGGGGCUUUGAGGAGGACAGAGUGCCCAAGAAAAGCUUUGAGGACGACAAGGGCCCGAGGAGAGGCUUUGAGGAGGAUAAAGGCCCAAGGAGAGGAUUAGACGAUGAUCGUGGCCCCAGAAGAGGCUUUGAUGAAGAUAGGGGUCCCCGGAGAGGAUUUGAUGAUGAUGAUAAGGGUCCUAGAAGAGGCUUUGAUGACGACCGAGCACCCCGCAGAGGCUUUGAUGACGACCGAGCACCCCGCAGAGGCUUUGAUGACGACCGGGCACCCCGCAGGGGCUUUGAUGACGAUCGGGCACCCCGCAGGGGCUUUGACGAUGAUCGGGCACCCCGCAGGGGCUUUGACGAUGAUCGGGCACCCCGCAGAGGCUUUGACGAUGAUCGGGCACCCCGCAGAGGCGGUUUUGAUGAGGACAGGGCACCCCGCAGAGGCGGUUUUGAUGAGGACAGGGCACCCCGCAGAGGAGGUUUUGAUGAUGAUAGGGGACCCCGUAGAGGAGGUUUCGAAGAUGACCGGGUACUCCGCAGAGGUAUUGAUGAGGAUAGGGGUCCUCGGAGAGGUUUUGAUGAUGAUCGCCCUCCAAGACGGGGCAUUGAAGAUGACCGUGGCCCUAAAAGAGGAUUUGAUGAUGAGCGUGCGUCUUGGAGAAGUGCUGAAGAUGACAGGGGGCCCAAGCCCCCUGUGAUUGAUGACAGGGGACCAAGGCGUGGCGUUGAUGAUGAUGAACCAUCUGCCUGGAAGCCUGUUAGUGCCACUCGACCAGGUGGUGGCUGGAGGGAGCGUGAGAAAGCUCGGGAAGACAGUUGGGGCCCUCCGAGGGAAUCAAAGGUUUCUGAAGAUAAUGCGUGGUCCAAAGGCGAGCCCGACCCGGCCCCCGAACGAGAAAAGGUCCCCCCUGUCAGAGAGGAGAAUGCCUGGAGACGGGGAGGGGACGAUCUCUUCGCUUCCAAAAAAGACCAGGAUAGAGAAGAAAUUCCAGAGAAAAAGGAUGAUCGGCGACGUCCUUUAGCAUCUGACAGAGAUGAGCCGGUUAUUCCAGCGAGUCCAUGGCGAAAAACUGAAGACAAAGAAGUUGGUCCUUCAAAACGAGCCCUGCCCCCGCCAGAGAUCAGAGAGAAGCCAUCAUGGCGAGGAGAGAAAAAGGAAGAUAAAGACGGACCUCGCCGUGUCAGAAUUGAGACCGAUGAAGAUGGCUGGACAACCGUACGGCGCUAGGUAUAUACAGGGCGUUUUAGUGUCUGUAUAAGGUCCUUCCCAGAAUAAAUAAAAAGUCUGGAUCUAGUCCCCUGGUUAUUGACGCUAUCUCCGACCUCUGAAUUCACUUGCAGGAUGAAGAUCUGGUAACGUGUCCAGUCCCUCUACUUACCUGCAUGACAGACGGAGCUGAGGAGCGUCCAGCUGUUUAGCCCAUAUGACCUUCGCUCUCAUUACGUGAUUUCCCCGCACAAACCUCCCAGCUUCUGUCUAUGAGUGUGUUUAACAUAACCUGUAAAAUGGUACUCAUAGAUCGGCUUCUACCUUUACUAGCAAGACUUUGCCCAUUGUGGCUUCUUCCAUAAGCUGCAUCAAGUACUUUUACGUGAAUGUCCAGCCAUAAACCUAAACUUGGGCUAGAUAUUCACUUUAAAUGGUGGUUAAGAAAUUGUAGUUUUGAGGUCUGAUUUUUAGCCCAUCUUAUUCCCUAUAAUUGCUGUGUUGCUGCAAUGGGUUGUGUCCAUGAGCAUUAUGGUGUUAUUUGGGUCAACGCAGGAUCUUUUGCUGCUUAUUCAAUAAAAUAAAACUUGCUGGAAA
This is a messenger RNA of Rana temporaria (common frog), 4749 nucleotides long. RefSeq names its product eukaryotic translation initiation factor 3 subunit A (gene EIF3A). NCBI's taxonomy places the organism in Eukaryota, Metazoa, Chordata, Amphibia, Anura, Ranidae. The transcript has 23 exons. The record is from RefSeq and is a predicted model, not a curated record. Gene Ontology annotation, biological process: translation reinitiation; formation of cytoplasmic translation initiation complex. Gene Ontology annotation, cellular component: eukaryotic translation initiation factor 3 complex, eIF3m; eukaryotic translation initiation factor 3 complex, eIF3e; multi-eIF complex. Gene Ontology annotation, molecular function: translation initiation factor activity; mRNA binding. Bases 1 to 4173 code for a protein of 1390 amino acids.